AUGAUUUUACACGAUACACUACUGCCACAGCUGACGCGUCACGACAUUGCAGGGGCUGUUUUUGGUGAGGUUGAGCCACGACUCGUUGGCAUUCAGCGCUUCGACAUCUCCCAUAACCCCGGCGUGCUUCUGACGCAGACGUCGGAGUGGCCGUUUCCGUACAUGGGGACGUUUAACACCAUCGGCACGAGCAGGAGGCCUGGUGUCAUGACCGAUGCGACAUGA
Molecule: messenger RNA, 225 nt
Organism: Trypanosoma grayi
Lineage: Eukaryota; Euglenozoa; Kinetoplastea; Trypanosomatida; Trypanosomatidae
Exons: 1
Coding region: 1-225 (74 amino acids)
Source: RefSeq, a predicted model, not a curated record